CAAAGCUAAAGCUAAACCCGGAUUCUCCUCCAGACAGUGUUAGUCUCUUUUUAGACUUAAUCACAGCUCCAUAAUUCUUCCUCAUUUUCCGGACCGCCAUAGAGCUCUGAGAGCAGGUAGUCAGGUGUCACCCUCACACUUUUGGGGGAGGAACCCCAGGAAUCCUCACAGGUACUUCUGGAAAGCCAGGCCAGGCAGAGGGUGCUCUGGGUCCCCUCUCACUGUCUGGUUAACCUCCGUGGUUCCAAGCACCUGACAAGCUGGCUAUGUGAAUAGUUAGGCGCCCGUCAGUUUCUCCCGGGUUGUAAUUGUUAACUCGAAUGGAAUGCAAAACUUCUGGUUUGGAGCAGAGUUGGUUUUUUUUAACCAUGAGUAACGAGGGAAAUGGAAAAUGAGUAGAAUUUGUGGGAGACAGCUCGUGGAAUCUUUUCGGAGGUCUCUUUUCCACAUGGCAAAUGCAGAGGACGUGUGAGUUCUGUCCUCUCCCUUUAUUAACUUGGGCUUUUGACACCUUUUGAGGCUGGCAAGCCAAGACUUGCCUGGAGAUUAGAACAAUGAGCUUAUCAUAAUGCUACCUUUAAGACAAAACAAAACAAGCUGCAAGGCUCCUGGGGGGAGGAGGAGGUGAGGGGGAAUCAAGAUUUAUUUCUAGAAGCCUUUCCUGCUAGCCCCCAGUCCCAGCCCACCCCUGCACCUGUUGGUUUUUUCUGUUUCUUAGGGGCAAAUGUGGAAAUAGAGAUGGCUUGUUCAUUGACAUUACUGUCCCUCGCAAGCUAUCUUUGGGACGAUUAUGCUGUGUUCUCUCAAUGGUGUUUGCUCAGAGGGUGGGACACAGGCUGUUUAGUGUCUUGUAAAACAUUUACCAAAAGCACUGAGCCAUGGUUUGGAAGGGCAUUCCGUUGCCAGAGCGUAGGAGGAGAGCACAGGAGAGGAGAGAGAGUGCGCGAGAGAGAGAGCACCCGCCAGGUGUUUGGCAGGAUUUGCUUCAAAGAACACUGAAAAAAGUGAGCAAAGAAAUCCCAAGCAAGCUGCCUGAAAACCCCCUUCAUAACCUGUUUCACAUCUUACAAGGAACUAGAUCGGUUGAAUUGUUAGUUUGGGCUGUGGAUGCCUCUGGCACCAUGACCGCAGAAGAUUCCACCGCAGCCAUGAGCAGCGACCCUGGCACGGCCCCGGCAGCCGCCAGCUCCACCAAGGUGCCCGAGGGCGUGGCGGGCGCGCCCAACGAAGCGGCGCUGCUGGCGCUGAUGGAGCGCACGGGCUACAGCCUGGUGCAGGAGAACGGGCAGCGCAAGUACGGGGGUCCCCCGCCGGGCUGGGAGGGGGCGCACCCGCAGCGAGGCUGCGAGGUCUUCGUGGGCAAGAUCCCCCGCGACGUGUACGAGGACGAGCUGGUGCCGGUGUUCGAGUCGGUGGGCCGCAUCUACGAGCUGCGCCUGAUGAUGGACUUUGACGGCAAGAACCGCGGCUACGCCUUCGUCAUGUACUGCCACAAGCACGAGGCCAAGCGCGCCGUGCGCGAGCUCAACAACUACGAGAUCCGGCCGGGCCGCCUGCUGGGCGUGUGCUGCAGCGUGGACAACUGCCGCCUCUUCAUCGGGGGCAUCCCCAAGACCAAGAAGCGCGAGGAGAUCCUGGAGGAGAUCGCCAAGGUCACCGAGGGCGUGCUGGACGUGAUCGUCUACGCCAGCGCCGCCGACAAGAUGAAGAACCGCGGCUUUGCCUUCGUGGAGUACGAGAGCCACCGCGCCGCUGCCAUGGCGCGCCGCAAGCUCAUGCCCGGCCGCAUCCAGCUGUGGGGGCAUCAGAUCGCCGUGGACUGGGCCGAGCCCGAGAUCGACGUGGACGAGGACGUGAUGGAGACCGUGAAGAUCCUCUACGUGCGCAACCUCAUGAUCGAGACCACCGAGGACACCAUCAAGAAGAGCUUCGGCCAGUUCAACCCGGGCUGCGUGGAACGCGUCAAGAAGAUCCGCGACUACGCCUUCGUGCACUUCGCCAGCCGCGAGGACGCCGUGCACGCCAUGAACAGCCUCAAUGGCACCGAGCUGGAGGGCUCGUGCCUCGAGGUCACGCUGGCCAAGCCCGUGGACAAGGAGCAGUACUCCCGCUACCAGAAGGCAGCCAAGGGCGGCGGCGCGGUGGAGGCGGCGGCCGCGGCGCAGCAGCCCCCCGGCUACGUGUACUCCUGCGACCCCUACGCGCUGGCCUACUACGGGUACCCCUACAACGCUCUCAUUGGGCCCAACAGGGACUACUUCGUGAAAGCAGGCAGCAUAAGAGGCCGAGGGCGAGGUGCAGCUGGCAACAGAGCCCCAGGGCCCAGGGGCUCCUACCUCGGGGGAUAUUCUGCUGGCCGUGGCAUUUAUAGCCGAUAUCACGAAGGGAAAGGAAAGCAGCAAGAAAAAGGAUAUGAACUUGUGCCGAAUCUGGAAAUCUCUGCCGUCAAUCCAGUUGCCAUUAAGCCUGGUGCAGUGGCUAUCCCUGCCAUCGGAGCCCAGUAUUCCAUGUUUCAGGCAGCCUCCACCCCCAAAAUGAUAGAAGAUGGCAAAAUCCAUACCAUGGAGCAUAUGAUCAGCCCCAUUGCUGUGCAACCAGACCCAGCUAGUGCUGCCGCUGCCGCUGCCGCUGCAGCCGCUGCCGUCAUUCCUGCUGUUUCCACCCCACCGCCCUUCCAGGGCCGCCCCAUCACACCCGUGUACACAGUGGCUCCCAAUGUGCAGAGAAUCCCCGCUGCUGGCAUCUAUGGGGCCGGCUAUGUGCCAUUCGCAGCCCCGGCCACCGCCACCAUCGCCACACUACAGAAGAACGCGGCGGCCGCGGCCGCUGUGUAUGGAGGCUACGCUGGCUACAUACCUCAGGCCUUCCCCGCUGCUGCUAUCCCCGUCCCCAUCCAUGACGUCUACCCCACCUACUGAGCCCCGGCCCACAGAGACCAGCCACCCAGCCACCGCUGAAGGAACGAACACUUUACUAUUUAUGAAGACAGAAUGUGUUCCCUUUGUCCCCACGUGGAUCCUGAGUGAAGAAUGUCAGAUAUCACACCGGAGAUGUUAUACAGAGAGAGAUGAAGUGUUCACUAGGGUUUCCUUUCGUGUUGUUUUAAAAGACUGUUUUCAACUUAGGCCUUUGUUCAUACAUUUCUAAGAGACUUGCAAAAAGGUUCGUGCCUUAAUUCCAUCUUUUUUUUCCAAAUUUGUACGACACUUGUACAGAGGUUUGGGGGUUUUUGUUUUGUUUUCUAAGGAUAUAUUUUCCGUAUGAAGGUUAUUUUCUUAAACUGUUGCACUCCAGAGAGUUCUAUUUUGUAGUACUUUCAAUAAUAAUAUUAUCAGCUAUCUAUUGAAAAUGUUUUUUAAAAAGCACACUUGAGCAGCUAGGGAACUAUUUUGAAAUAUAUAUAUAUAUAUUCAAUAUUUAAAGAUACAAAUGCUAGUGCUUUAAAAUACUACAUAAGACAUUUUUUUAAAGUGGUACUGGAAUGUGCAAUUUUUAAAUAAGUAAAAACCUCUGCUGUAUUUUUCCCACUGGUGUCGAGGGCUGAUGAUGUGACAGUGCUUCUAUUUUUUAUAGAAAUGAAACACUCAGCCUCUCCUUAAGCCAACAUGGAAAAGACUCAUCUGUGCUCUGAGUCUAACACUGGAAAGCCCUCACCUGCCAUCCUUCCCUUGGGCUCGUUCUCCAGGUGCCUUUAUUAUUAAACCCACUACUCCCUUGCCCCCAGCCACCAGCCCCCUAAACCAUCUCUGAAGUUUGGCAAGUUUAGGAUCAAUGGCUAAACUCCAAUAGAAAAGAAAGAAAAAAAACUGUGUCUUUUAUACUUCUUCCUGGGUUUAUAUUGGGCCUUUUUGUUUUGUGAUAAAUAUUUUUGAGGGGGGAUUUGGGAGGUUUUAUCUUCUAGCUAUCUGUGCUAUUUUCAAUAGCAGACUACGUGUAAGCACAGGUUUUCAUAUGUUUGCCUAAGACAUCUUUGCAUAGCUAUUUAAUUGUCCAGUAUACAACUUUUAAGUCUCUUUCUACUGCUUUUAUUUUAUUACUAUUUUUGUUGAAGUAUGAGUUUUUAGAGAUGAAGAAUGUAUGUGGUUCUAGACAAGACCCUAAAGACUUGUCAGCAGAAAGCCAAGCCUCUAGUUUGCCUUACUGUGCAUUAUGCAAAACACCCCAUCAGGGGUGUUGGAAAGGUGGUGUUUUUUGAACAGGGCUGUUCCUACAGUACUGUGCAUUUGGCAGUGAACUUGGACCACACACGUCCCGGACAAGGAGAGAGAGACCUGCCGGAGUUGAAAGAGAGUUUGUAAAUAUUUUCUAAUACUUUCAAUCCUUUUAUGUUGAGAAAGUUCAUGGUACAUAGUUCAAUGCAAAACUGAAACCAUUUUAUUUCAAUGUUAUUGUUAGUUAAGCAGAUUUGUUUUAUGAGGAAAUAUAUUGUCCAGUGUUUGGUGCCUGUUUCGUCCCAGGUUUUUUUGUUUCACAGAGUGAAUGUAAAAUACAGUCACAUGUUAAGAUAGUCAUCUGUUUUAUGAAAUACAUCAAGUUGAAUUUUUUUUUUUUUUAGAAAAAGGCUUUAAUCAAGAAAAUGAGGUGUGUGGUAGGUAGCAGAUAUGUGGUUGUAUUUUUAUGUCAUGUUAGAGAUCUGUGAAAUCUUUGUAACUCACUGGAUUUUUGUGGAUGGUUAAAUUCUUAUUUGUGGAUUCAUAAGAGGACCAUGCUCUUAGCAAAUACUUUUUGAGUUUCUGUUGGUCGCCUUU
Perognathus longimembris pacificus (Pacific pocket mouse) is the source of this 4748-nucleotide messenger RNA. It is a transcript of the gene Rbm47, whose product is annotated as RNA binding motif protein 47. The record is from RefSeq and is a predicted model, not a curated record. Gene Ontology annotation, cellular component: nucleus. Gene Ontology annotation, molecular function: mRNA binding. Bases 879 to 2918 code for a protein of 679 amino acids. The transcript has 6 exons. NCBI's taxonomy places the organism in Eukaryota, Metazoa, Chordata, Mammalia, Rodentia, Heteromyidae.